AUGGCUCCCAAUGGCUACCGUCCGAUUCACAAGCAAAUGAAUUGGGACCCAUUGGGGAGCGCGGCUGUUAACCUGAGAGGUGGCUCCCUUUGGGGACUGCUUGUGGUGUGGAUGAGCUACCCACCCAUCCGUUGUGCGGCUCCCAUGGGGCACCGUCUCCAUCUCCAUCCCCAGCAUAACCACUCACCGAGGCGGUCCCCAAUGGGGGCUGCGUCUAACGGACCGGUACUUAUCCUACAUUUGUUAAGUGGCUCCCAUUGGGACGAACUCCAUCCCAAGUAUAACAUGACGGCUCCCGUUGGGGACCGCCGACAAAUCCAGAACGCUGGUCAACAACCUGUGUCGGUCGGCUCGGGACCCGUGUCUCUUAAAGACCACCUCGUCAAGCAACUUCCUGUGAUGCGGCUCCCAACGGGGACCGUCUGUGUGGUCAGCGCGGUGUUCGUGACAGACGUGGUCCCCAAUGGGAGCUGCUUCAUGGUCAUGUGCUUGCCAACCAACCAACCAACCAACCAGAUGCUUGCCUUUGGGAGUGAUAUCAUGGACGGGCCGCGGACCCCAAUGGGAGCCGCCUCAUACGGCGGUGCUUUUGAAGUAUAUGUGUCCCAUUCUCAUAAUACCGGUGGUCCCCAAUGGGAGCCACCUCACAUGUGGGCGUCUCUUACCAGUGUGCUUCCUGGGCACGGUGCCCAUUGGGAGCCGCCUCCGUAUCCUCAUGAUGGGGACGGUCCCCGGGGAGAGCUGUUGCACAUACCGGCAGGUGUAUAUUGUGGUGACGCAAGUGACGGACCCCAAUGGGAGCCGUCUCACAGGUGGUCCCCAUCGGGAGCCACCUCACCGUUGCAGGUGUGGUCCCCCAAUAGGGUGCUUCAGAAGUGCGGUCUCCAAUGGGAGCUGCCUCACAGGUGGCUGCUUCAGAAGUGCGGUCCCCAAUGGCAGCAGCCUCACAUGAAUGCUGCAGAGAUGUGGUCCCCAUUGGGAGCCGCCUCACAUAUGGGGGUGCAGUGGAGAUGCGGUCCCCAUUGGGAGCCACCUCACAAAUCUAUCUGUGCUUCAGAGAUACGGUCCCCAUUAGGAGCCGCAUCACAACUCUGUGCUUCAGAUGUGCGGUCCCCAAUGGGAGCCACCUCAUACAAGGGUGCUUCAGAGAUCCGGUCCCCAUUGGGAGCCACCUCACAUAUGGACGGUCCCAAAUGGGAGCCGUCUCACACACAAGUAGACGGUCCCCAAUGGGAGCCGCGUCACAAGUCUGUGCUGGGGAGAUGCAGUCCCCAUUGGGAGCCGCCUCAUACAAGGGUGCUUGAGUGGGGUCCCCAAUGGGAGCCGUCUCACAGGUGGGUGAUUCAGAGAUGCGGUCCCCAAUGGGAGCCAUCUCAUACAAGGGUGCUUGAGUGCGGUCCCCAAUGGGAGCCGUCUCACAGGUGGGUGAUUCAGAGAUGCGGUCCCCAAUGGGAGCCAUCUCAUACAAGGGUGCUUGAGUGCGGUCCCCAAUGGGAGCCGUCUCACAGGUGGGUGAUUAAGAGAUGCGGUCCCCAAUGGGAGCCGUCUCAUACAAGGGUGCUUGAGUGCGGUCCCCAAUGGGAGCCGUCUCACAGACAUGCGGUCCCCAAUGGGAGCCGCCUCAUAUGGGGUGCUUCAGAGAUAUGGUCCCCAUUGGGAGCCGCCUCACAUAUGGGUGCUUCAGGCAUGCGGUCCCCAAUGGGAGCCGCCUCACAACUCUGUGUAUCAGAAGUGCGGUCCCCAAUGGGAGCCAUCUCAUAUGGGGUGCUUCAGAGAUAUGGUCCCCAUUGGGAGCCGCCUCACAUAUGGGUGCUUGAGACAUGCGGUCCCCAAUGGGAGCCGCCUCACAUAUGGGUGCUUCAGACAUGCGGUCCCCAAUGGGAGCCGCCUCAUAUGGGGUGCUUCAGAGAUAUGGUCCCCAUUGGGAGCCGCCUCACAUAUGGGUGCUUGAGACAUGCGGUCCCCAAUGGGAGCCGCCUCACACAUGGGUGUUUCAGAUGUGCGGUCCCCAAUUGGAACUGCCUCAUAGAGAUGCAUGCACGGUCCCCAAUGGGAGCCGCCUCAUACAAGGGUGCUUCAGAGAUCCAGUCCCCAUUGGGAGCCGCAUCACAACUCUGUGCUUCGGAAGUGCAGUCCCCAUUGGGAGCCGCUUUACAGGUGGGUGCUGCAGCAGGGCGGUCCCCAUUGGGAGCCGCCUCUCAUACAAGGGCGCUUCAGAGAUGCGGUCCCCAUUGGGAGCCGCAUCACAACUCUGUGUAUCAGAAGUGCGGUCCCCAAUGGGAGCCAUCUAAUCCAAGGGGUCCUGUGGAGAUGCGGUCCCCAAUGGGAGCCGCAUCACAUAUGGGUGCUUUUCAGACAGUGCGGUCCCCAAUGGGAGCCGCCUCACAGGUGGGUGCUUUGGAGAUGUGGUCCCCAAUGGGAGAUGCAUCUCAUAUGGGUGCUGUGGGGAGAUGCGGUCCCCAAUGGGAGCCGCCUCACAGGGUGACCCAAAAAGGUAAUGGCCGCCCAAGAUGUAACCCUAUGCUAGGGUUAGGGUCUAGCCCUUUGACCGGUCCACCUGGCAAUCCUACGGAAAUUGGUGGAAGCGCCACCACAAAUGCACCAGAUAAAAUUGUUCAGGAUAGCCAGAAACGUGCUCCCAGGGCUGUUAGUGCCAAGGGAAAAUCUACAGCAAUCGUUGAGUCCGAAGACGAAGACGAAGUUAUCGAGAAGCGUGCUCACAGGGCUGUUGCUUCCAAGGGAAAAUGGAAAGCAAUUGUUGAGUCCGAAGACGAAGACGAUCUUCAGCUGAUCGAGAAACGUGCUCCCAGGGUUGUCAGUUCCAAGGGGAAAUCGAAAGCAAUUGUUGAGUCAGAAGACGAAGACGAUCUUCAGCUUAUCGAGGAACGUGCUCCCAGGGUUGUCAGUUCCAAGGGGAAAUCGAAAGCAAUUGUUGAGUCAGAAGACGAAGACGAAGAUCUCGCCGGACAAUCAGCAUCUUACCGGGAGACGAAAAAUAAGAUUCAUGAUGCACUAUCACAGUCACAGAAAGAUCAGCCAGUGGUGACGGGCAAAAAGGCUGAUCGUGUCAAGGAUACGCUUGAUAUGAAACUGGGCAACAAUUCAGGGACUGCUGAGUAUUUAGGGCAAUUUGAUGAUAUUGAGCUCCCGACUGCCCAUGAGGAUUGGACACAUUGGAACAGGAUUGCGUUUGAAAGAGGAAACUCGCGCAUUUUCUUAAAGCUUGCGACAUGGAUCUUGCUGCGAAUGCGACAGCUAGCAAAUCGUCCCAUUGACGGAGAGGUCGAUGGAAUACUUGUUCCGGAGAGUCCUGCGUUCCUUGAGAUCGACAACGACGCCAAUUUCCACGAGGCACUAGGGAUGGACCGUCUAUAUUCUGCGCUUGUGCACAUGGACACGCACCCUCAAUACUUGGCCCACAUUUUCCACGAGGUGGGAAAGGCUUCAUCUGAAGAGCGCCUCGGAUGCAGUCACCCAAACUUUAGGCCCCUACCAGACCUACCGACUCCGAUUCACAGCAUGAUAUCAUACGACGAGUUGAGCUGGCUGCAGGUCAUGCCACCUGACGAUGAAGAUUCGGAUGACAUUGAUGCAGAAGGCGAUGUGGAUGAUGAUCAAGGGGAUGAUGAGGACGGGGAUGUAGCUGGGGCCCUCAAUGACAUGGAUAUCUCAGAGUCGCCUGACGUUCCUGAUGCAUCGGAACAACAGAAGCGGAAGAGGGCCAUGUCAAGCACGUUCUCUCCCCCAAAGCUAUCUAACCCUAUCCUACCCAAUUCUCAACAGAAGGACGGCGGACGGGGGCAUCCAAAGCGGUCCAAGAGUGGGACAGCAGAGCUCUUUCACCGUCCUUCAUCACCCAUCACGCGAUCCAUCAGCGAAGCUGCAACACCCACUUCAUCGGUCACAAAUACUCGUACCAUGCUCCCAUAUAAAUACGUCGCUCGCACGGUGCCAUCCCACCCUAUAACAUCCUCAGUUCACCAUACGCUCGACAACGUCCUGGAUGGGGGCCAUUCCUCCAAGAAUGAUCCACAUGUGCCAACGGAGGGUCCGCGCGAGGCGAUUAUCAGCGACAGUGGCGAUGACGCUGUCAUGAGCACCGACGAUCCCACCCACGCUCUUUCUGACUCUGACAGGGUCUCCGAUGGUGAUUCUGAUAGUGCGCCACCAGAUCAGUCCAGGAUGGACAGUAAUGCAUUGACUGACGCAGUGAUUAGGGAUUCUCACAUGAGGUCCCAAUCACUCACAGCUGGCACAUCCAAAGAGGAUGAAGAACGUUGGUUUGUCGAUAUGAGUGGUAAAUUGACAGGUGGUGAUCUCAUGGGUUGA
Molecule: messenger RNA, 4329 nt
Organism: Suillus clintonianus
Lineage: Eukaryota; Fungi; Basidiomycota; Agaricomycetes; Boletales; Suillaceae
Exons: 29
Coding region: 1-4329 (1442 amino acids)
Source: RefSeq, a predicted model, not a curated record